Arthroderma uncinatum is the source of this 819-nucleotide messenger RNA. RefSeq lists its product as uncharacterized. The record is from RefSeq and is a predicted model, not a curated record. The transcript has 3 exons. Lineage: Eukaryota; Fungi; Ascomycota; Eurotiomycetes; Onygenales; Arthrodermataceae. Bases 1 to 819 code for a protein of 272 amino acids.
AUGGAAGAAAAGAGAGACCACUGGUCGGCAGAGGCAUACUCGGCAUCAGCGUCGUUUGUCCCCAAGCUCACGGAGACGGUGCUACAAUACCUCAGCCCGCAGCAACACGACAAGGUGCUCGACGUGGGAUGUGGCGAUGGCAAGUUCACCAGCAAGUACGUCUGCCGUGUAGCCUCAGUGCUGGGCAUCGACUCGUCGCCCGCGAUGAUCGAGGCUGCGAAAAGGGACUUCGGUGCAGACCAGACCGAGUUCCGCGUCGUAGACUGUAGGUAUCUCGACCGGGAGGACAUCGUCAACGGAACCUGGGAUAAAGUAGUGUCAAAUGCGGCCCUCCACUGGAUCCUCACGGACAGUACGACGAGAGUCUCCGUCCUGAAAGCCAUCUUCGACUCGCUCAGGCCCGGCGGUGCCUUUGUCUUUGAGAUGGGAGGCCACGGCAACGUACCGGAAGUCCAUACGGCACUGCUCGCGACUCUCGUACACCACGGCCUCUCGAUCGAAGGGGCACGAGAGGCCAGUCCGUGGUUCUUCCCGUCAGAGUCGUGGAUGAGAGAGACGCUGGAGAGCAUCGGCUUCAUUGUCGAGCGGUUGGAGGUCGAGUAUAGGCCUACCAGGCUUACGGUGGGAGCUGACGGCGGUAUCGAAGGGUGGGUGAAGCUGAUGGGUGCGCCGAUGCUAGAGGCCCUGGAUCCUGCUCGUCGUGAAGAUGCUGCGAGGUGGGCAUGCGCUUUGCUGGAGACCAUCAUCACGAAGGAAGACGGGAGUAGAUGGUUGGGAUACGUUCGUCUACGGGGGGUUGCCAUGAAGCCUCAACUUUGA